GGCUGAAAAUUAAUAUUAAUAUUUGGGAAAUUUUCAGUUUUAUUGUCAGAUAUUCUUGAUAAAUUUAUAGUUUUCGCCUUUAAAGUUGCAUGAUGUCCGAGAGUACAAAUAAUUCGGGUCAUCUGGCUUUCGAUGAACUGGAUGCCAAGGAAACUGCCGCUGCUUCUCAAGCUAAUAUACCCACUCAACUGGCCAAGAAAAUCUGGGCCGUAACGCCCAAUGAUGUUUCCCUGGGGAUUGUGGAACCACUCGAGCCUUCUGUGCCUAACUUUGAAACUUCAUCGGGAUCAGGAUCGGGAUCUGGAGUAGGAUCUGGUAGUAAGCCACCUUCAAGCGAUAAUGCCAGCAUCUAUAUAACCGAGGUGGAAAGGGCUCUUUAUGGCGAUUCCACGGGCUAUCCGGAAAACGGCACUCCCAACUACUUCAAGGCCGCCGAGAACUAUUCGCUCUUCGGGGAAAGCUUCCUCGACUUUCCCAAGGACACGGCCAGCUGUAUGGCGGGCCUGGGAGCGAUGGUGAGUCAAGCUUGGAUUGCGCCGCCGGGCCACGAGAGAUCCGGGAGGUCGGCGCCUCUGUACGAACGGAGACAAGCUCAGGAACAAGAACGAGUCGCCUCGGGAACGGGGUGCAACCUUUCGGGGGGCGGCGGCUAUCAGCAGCCACAAAGACACCCACAUCAGCAGCAGCAGCAACAACAACAUCGUCCCCCUGGCGUCGACAACAACAACAACAACAACAAUCGUAACUCUGCGAGCAACUUCAAUGAGAUACCAUUUCCCCAGUUCUACCAUCAAAUGCAUCACCAACAACCGCCGCAACCGCAACUGAAUCCAAAUCAUCAGCACAAUCUCCAUUUGCCACAAAAACCGAUGCAACAGCAAGGACCGCCGCAACAGCAAUAUCAACAACAGCAGCAACAACAUCGUUCUGGAGCCCCACCGAGUGUCGGAGAUCUAGCUGGGUUGGCUCAUUCCAAUCCCAAUGAUUUCGCCAUGCUCUACCAGCAACUGAUGGCUCGCAAUCUGCGCUCCAAUCAGCAGCACCACCAGCAACAUCCGCCGCAAUCUUCGCAGCAGACAUCCUCCAGUGCCGCAGCUGCUGCAGCAUUGCUCUACAAGAAUCUGGAGUUUCAGCAGCAGGUUCAACUGCGUCAGUUGCAACAAUUGCAGCAGCAGCAACAGCAACAACAGCCUCGUAUGCCACGUGGAAUUUUUGGGGGCAAUGGUGGUCAGUCGGGCGGAGGAGGAGGAGGAAAUUCCACCAACGGAAAGGAACCCCCAGCGGGAGCUCACAAAUAAAAUAUGUUCACCAAAUCAAAGGUCAGACUUUAGAUCCAAUUGCUCAGAUUUUAAAAGACAAUUAACAUUUUAACCCCAUUUUUUUAUAAACUUUAAAUUCGAUUUAUU
Messenger RNA from Drosophila takahashii, 1406 nucleotides. RefSeq names its product serine/threonine-protein kinase Doa. NCBI's taxonomy places the organism in Eukaryota, Metazoa, Arthropoda, Insecta, Diptera, Drosophilidae. The record is from RefSeq and is a predicted model, not a curated record.